Messenger RNA from Paraglomus brasilianum, 402 nucleotides. Lineage: Eukaryota; Fungi; Glomeromycota; Glomeromycetes; Paraglomerales; Paraglomeraceae. The record is from the annotation of a GenBank genome assembly.
AUGAAGGAGCUUAAGUGUUAUCUGAAGUUCAAGAAUUUGGCUUCGACCCCACAUCAUCCUCAUUGGAAAGCGCGAUUACGGAAUACUCUUUUUAGAUUGUUAUGGUCGCGUGUUCGUCUUGAACGACAUGAGUGGUGUGUUGUGGCCGUGCGGAAAUUCUUUGGACGAGGAACCUGGACUGGAAAGAAAGCAUGGGUCGUAGAUGACGAUGGGACUAUUGUUCAAAUCGAGUAUUAUACCGAUGCUGAAUUUAGUACACAUUCGGGCGGAAUUCCAGAAACACCUAGAAGCCCAAAAAUACCACAAAACCCAGAAAGCUCAAAAAGGCAAAAGAAAAAAAAGGAACAAACAAUACGUUUAAAUGUUUCCCCUUCAGACUCUAGCUGUCAUCUCAAAAAAUAA